AUGAAAUUAAAGCCUUUUGUUGAAGAUUUUCUUGAAAGUCGAAAUCUACCAAAGCGAGCAAUAUUACUUCUGGAUAACGCUUCUAGUCAUCCACCAGAAGAAGAUUUGGUGACUCCAGAUGGAAAAAUAUGGACAGUGUUUAUGCCACCGAAUACAAACUUCAACACAGAUGAUUUGGAAGCAUGGAACAGUGUAGACAAUGUACUUGUAGAAGAAAACCCGAGUGCUGAAAAUGAACUAGCUAUAGAAAUUUCGGAAGAGGAGGAAGGUGAUACCGCUGUUGUUGUAGCUGUGCCGCCAGUAAAGCAUACUGACGCCAGCGACUGCUUUGAGAAGUGUAUCAAAUGGUCUGAAGAAAACAUCGUGGAACAGGAAAAAAUAUUUUUAUUGAAAAGCCUACAUCAAAAGGCACAGGAUCUCAAAAUUUCUCGCCCACAAAAGCAAAUGAGCAUAACAAAUUUCUUUUCAGUUGAAUAAUGGUCAUAUUUUUGU
Bactrocera tryoni is the source of this 492-nucleotide messenger RNA. RefSeq lists its product as uncharacterized. Bases 1 to 477 code for a protein of 158 amino acids. NCBI's taxonomy places the organism in Eukaryota, Metazoa, Arthropoda, Insecta, Diptera, Tephritidae. The transcript has 3 exons. The record is from RefSeq and is a predicted model, not a curated record.